AUGUAUAGUGUGAAUAGCUCAGAGACUGCCCAGCUACAAAGAUUUCCACCUGUGAUAGAACCUGAUCAGCAAAGGCCUUGGCAGAGGUUCUCCUCAGCUCCAGCAAAGAGUGGUACAGCGAGUACUUUUGACCACAGCAUACAUUUUGGGAAGAGGAUUAUUGCCAAAGAUGGGCUAACAGAGAAGGGCUUCUGUCCUGGCAAGGUAACACCUGAUCAAAGCUGAGCCAUCAUUGCUUCUGUUAGGUGCAUCUUGGACAGAGAAAAUAAUUUUGUGAGGGAGGCGGACAGGUAUUUGAAGCAUAGUGAUUUUUUAAAUCUGAGAAAGAAGGAGAUCCUGUACAAGAAAUGGCUUGAGGAUGUUUCAGAGCCAGUGCUGCAGAAAAUUGAGGACAAAAUGAACAGCCAGUCAAUUGAGGAAAUACGGAAAAGGAAACAAUGACAACUCUCUCAGUAUUUAAACUACUGUAAAAAGAAGGGCUAUGUGGUUUUGGAAGAUUAUGACCCAUCAAAGUACAAUCCAUUCUUCCUGAAGACAUGCACAGACUGCUGGAAGGUUUCAGUACCAACUUUAUAGGAUCCUCUGUUAAAAGACACCGAAAGAAAGUUUAUUGGGGCAGGCAUUAUCAAGCAGUGUGAGACAGGAAGACCAUGCUCUUCCAGGGAGCUGGAUGAACGCUGCAAGGCAGAGCUGCCGCUGCUGCCUUUGGGCCGGCAGCAUGUGGGUGCACUCGAGUGGCUGAAGAUCCCACAUGCCUACAUGGCCAGUGAGGUGCACAAAACAAGGAGGCUGAAAUUCCUCAACCACCACAAUGAGAUUGAGAGCCGACGAUGUCACCUGUCCUCCAGCUCAGCACAGCAGCAAGCACAGCCCUCAGAAGGCACCCUGUGCAAAAUAUGCUACAUCUGCUGCCAAAGCAAAUGA
Molecule: messenger RNA, 924 nt
Organism: Acanthisitta chloris (rifleman)
Lineage: Eukaryota; Metazoa; Chordata; Aves; Passeriformes; Acanthisittidae
Gene: FAM228B
Product: family with sequence similarity 228, member B
Exons: 8
Source: RefSeq, a predicted model, not a curated record